AUGAAACAACUAGACCACCUGAAGAUGAGGAACAGUGCCGUAGAAAGUGCUAAAAGAAUGACAAGGGGACUGGAGAAAGAAGAGUCUGAGACUGUGCUGGUGGAGUUUAAAGGGAGGGUGCCCCCUACUGAGCUGUACUUUGGAUUUAUUAGGUACAGGAAGGAGAAGAAGAAGAAGAAGAAGAAGCAGAAGAAGAACCAUAAACGCGCCAGUAAGAGAAAGAACGAUGCAAUUCUACGUAAUGUAUCGAAUCAUAAGGGGGACGUCUAUGUGGGGAAUCUCGGCAUGAUGCACCCCUCUAUUUUGAGUGACGAAGCCAGUCUGGGGCACAUAACCCUUUCACCAUCUGAGUAUAGGUGUCCUCUCUGCCCCAGAUUUAAAACCAAAAAUGAGAGCGCGAUCCAGAGGCACAUGAAAAACCAUACGGAAAAUGCAGUUCAUUUCCAUGAAAAGAUAAUCUGCAGAUGCAACAUGCCUUGCCGUGAUAAAGGUCAUUUCCACUGUCCAUUCUGUGACACAACUGUAAUUCGUAAAGACUUCGUAUCACCACAUGUGACUGAGUGUUUUAAAAAAUGUGUUGUUGUGGUGUCACCUCUUCAUCAGUCCUCACCAUCAUCAUCUGAGGACUUUAUUGCACAAUCACUGGAUCAUUCAUAUGCACUUCCCCCUUCAGUGUCCGCAUCAGCUACAACCACAGAGCCUCCAGAAGAAGCAGUCACUCACGAACUUCCAUCUUCCCACCUCUCCCACCCUCUAUCUCAGACAGCAUCACCCAAGACCCCAACAGCUGUCACAGAUCAGUCACCCCCAGCUACAACCACAGAGCCUCCAGAGCCUCCACUUCCAUCUUCCCACGUGAAGUGCCCUCACUGCACCAUUGUAUUAUACAAAAAGAAUUUGGCAUUACAUAUUCAAAGACGACACAGUCAACAAAAAGAUAUAACAACCAAAUCUCAUCUUAAAAGCACAUGUGUUGACCAACAUAAUAGCGUUUAUGCAGUCAGUAAAAUUGCUAAGGGUUUCAGCGUACCGGUGGAUGUGCUGCGGAAAACAUGGGGCCAGCAUGUCACAAAAUGUGAGAUGGAGGACUGUCGGCAGUAUCACCUACUUGUUCAAAGGAGUGGCCUGUCUCCUAGCUUGUGUCACCAUAUUCGGUCUGUGGAUUACUGUAGCACUACUGCCAGUGAGGGGCCACUGCACCACCAGGUUCUUUCCGAAAUGGUGGAAAACAAGUUUUGUGGGGACUCCAAGGAGGACUUGUGCAAAAAUAAUCAAAAAGAAGCUGAGGAAACUCAUGUCCCCUUGUCAGUGUUGGUGGAACUUGGUGGUUCGCCAAGUAAAAUUUAUUGUGUCCAUGGUUUUCAGUUGUUUUGAAUGACCUGAUAAUAAUCUGCAUGUUGCAACUGUAGCCCAAUAAAUGAAAGUGCUCUCCUUAUUUAAUCUUUGUUAAAAAUUAAAUCAACUAAAAUUCA
Molecule: messenger RNA, 1472 nt
Organism: Epinephelus fuscoguttatus (brown-marbled grouper)
Lineage: Eukaryota; Metazoa; Chordata; Actinopteri; Perciformes; Serranidae
Exons: 5
Coding region: 1-1374 (457 amino acids)
Source: RefSeq, a predicted model, not a curated record